This is a messenger RNA of Alternaria postmessia, 1240 nucleotides long. RefSeq lists its product as uncharacterized. NCBI's taxonomy places the organism in Eukaryota, Fungi, Ascomycota, Dothideomycetes, Pleosporales, Pleosporaceae. The transcript has 3 exons. The record is from RefSeq and is a predicted model, not a curated record. The annotation marks the transcript as partial.
AUGGAGUUUCCUGAGACGUUGCUGGUUGAGGCCGAGAGUGGUCUACUAGUCCGCGAGGUGCAGGAAGAAAUCGCAAAACGGAUGCGAUGCCCACCAAAGCAUGCAAACUCCGUUAUGCAAUUCAACAUGGGAGAGGGAAAGUCCUCCGUCGUCGUCCCGAUCAUCGCUGCCUAUCUGGCUCAAGGCGACUUGCUUGUCAGAGUCAUUGUUGCAAAGUCGCAGUCACGACAGAUGUUUCAAAUGCUGGUCGCAAAGCUCGGCGGGCUGCUCAACAGGAGAAUCUACCAUAUGCCGUUCUCUAGAGCCCUUAAACUCAGUCCCUCCGAAGCUGAUGCUAUUGGCGAGAUGUUACAAGAAUGCAGGGAUAACCGCGGUAUUCUGCUCGUCCAACCUGAACACAUCUUGUCCUUCAAGCUUAUGGGCAUCGAGUGCCUCCUCAGCGGGCAGCCUGACGUAGCAAGGUCACUUUUGCCAACUCAGCGUUUCUUCGACACACACUCCCGGGACGUUGUCGAUGAAAGUGACGAGAAUUUCAGUGUCAAGUUUGAGUUGGUGUACACAAUGGACAGAUGGAUCAUAAUCCACUCACUCUUGGGAUUGGUCACCAGAUACGCCGCCGAUGUCAAGAAAAUGUUUCCCUCUUCGAUUGAAUUCAACAAACACCAGGCGUCACAGUAUCCUCGCACGCGCAUUCUCCGUGGUGAUGCAGAAGAAAAGCUACUGGACCUGAUCUCCGAACACAUAUGCACGGUCGGCAUCUCAGGUCUUCUUUUCAUAGCGCGGCAGCCUUCCAAGAUAAGACGGACUAUCCUACGCUACAUCCGCCAGCGUAAUCUCACCCCUGCAGACGUUGACGCAGUUGAAAAGGAAAAUUUCUUCACAGAAACUACCAAAGGCCCGCUGCUCCUCUUGCGGGGUCUCAUUGCAGGUGGUGUGCUAAGCUUUGCGCUAAAGUCUAAGCGAUGGAGGGUCAAUUACGGUAUCGAUUCCAGCCGCAAACCAAAAACCCAGUUAGCUGUGCCAUACCGCUCGAAAGACAGUCCGUCGCCCCGGUCCGAGUUCAGUCAUCCGGAUGUGGUCAUCACGCUCACGUCACUUACCUAUUACUAUGGCGGUCUAGAUGAUCAGGAUCUCUUUGACACGUUUGCACAUCUCGAAAAGUCGGAUCAAUCCGAUGUUGAGUACGGAAUAUGGGUCCGCUCGGCAAGAGCUCUUCCCGAGGCCUUCCAGCAUCUCACGG